AUGGGUAACAAGCUGGUAAAAUCCAGAACGAAGGUCGAGAGACCUCCAGCGGCGAUAUGUCCUCGUAGACCUAUACAGCCUUUAAAGAGGACAAUAAACGGAGUUCGAAACAUUCAGUUUUCGAAUUUUCCAAGGACCAUCGCGCAGUUUACCCACAAAGACGGCAAUGGAUUAACCGAAGAAACAGAAGAAGAGGUUCACUGUUGUACUUUCGCUCCAGACGACGAAUCGCUGAUUGUGACUUGCACGACUCCUUGCGGCCCAACUUACCGACCGGGCGAAGGUUUUGGUCAUUUGAGGGUGUUUGAUAUCACUUCGGGAUUAUGUAUAAAGGAAAUCCUCACUUAUAACUCUCAACAAUGCGACAUCUCCGCAGACGGUGAUUUAAUCACUUUUGUUAUGAAUUCUGGAAGAGGAGAAGUUGCACUGGUCAGAAGAAGUCGAGAUUCUCGAAGUGGAAUCGCAGAACGCGUUGAGAAAUUUCAGCCCUGUUGCACAGGAAUCACGGGUCAAACUCUUUCUUGUAAGUUUUCUCCAGAUGCUUCGCACAUCGUUAGCGCGGCGUCACUGGAUUUUCACAGUAUUCGAGAAACGAACGAGUUACGAUUAUGGAACGUGAAAUCUAUGCAGACCGUGAAGAAAGUCGUGUUACGCGAUCUUACAGAUUUUUGUGGUUUCGUUACAAGCUGCGAAUUUUCUCCAGAUGGACAGUACAUUGCUGUGUCCACUUCUCAGGAACAGCUGUGCAUUUUAAGGAGCAAAAACUUCGACAUUGUGGCCGUUUUGAGAAAGAGAUGCCGAGGAAACAAAUGUUGGAGUGUUUUUGAUCCAAGAUGGAAAUGCGAAAUACUUGCGUGUUGUUUACAAGAUGGACGGGUGGAAAUCUGGCAAAAAAUCGAACAUCUGUCCACCUGUGAUGUGCGAUAUGUUUGUGACAAGCAGCGCAAAGUUUCGUUUUCUCGGAGGCUGUACUCUUGUCGUUACUCACCCGAUGGUAUGAUGUUAGCUGUGGGAACAUCGGACGCUAACAUAAUAGUUCUUGACUCUGACAACUUGGAGUCACUUUUCUGCUUGGACUCAAAGUCGAUGCCUGACCCUUAUCGACCUAGGAAUGAAAACACUAUUGUGGAUUGUAUUGCAUUCUCUAGAUCACAGCAGUAUGUGGCAGCGGGCUAUAGCGAUGGACUGGCAAGAAUAUGGGCUAUGCCUGUUAGGUUUGAUUUAAAACACUUAUGCCGAGUUGUCAUCUUACACUCUGUGGCAGCCAGUAAGAUCAGUUGCCUACCAAUUCCCAGUGGUAUAAAGACAUACCUUCUGAACAGGUGUAGUUAG
Messenger RNA from Porites evermanni, 1332 nucleotides. Lineage: Eukaryota; Metazoa; Cnidaria; Anthozoa; Scleractinia; Poritidae. The record is from the annotation of a GenBank genome assembly.